AUGGCUGAGACAUACGACCUCCGCGACUACGACUCCCAGGAGGAUGCACAAGACGUUCCGUACUCUAACUUGGUGUCUGCUGCUUGUCUCAUUGCUGAUCUCUUUGAGAAGGCUGGUAUUCUAUACGCUGUGAUGGGGGGCUUCGCGCUCAAGUUGAUGGGAUCUACACGUGAUACCAACGAUGUUGAUAUCGCCUUUCAGGCGCCGGGAAAAAUGAGGGAAUUGUGGAGCAUUGUGGAAAAGGAGCCUCGGUUGGUGGUUGCAAAUGGUCUUAGACGCAUUUAUUUCGGUAUCAUGAGAGUAUUUGUCAAGACUGGUACUGGUUAUGUGAAUUAA
This is a messenger RNA of Rasamsonia emersonii CBS 393.64, 336 nucleotides long. RefSeq lists its product as uncharacterized. NCBI's taxonomy places the organism in Eukaryota, Fungi, Ascomycota, Eurotiomycetes, Eurotiales, Trichocomaceae. Bases 1 to 336 code for a protein of 111 amino acids. The transcript is spliced from 2 exons. The record is from RefSeq and is a predicted model, not a curated record.